UCAGUGCGAACGAGUCGAGUCAACGCUGAGGUUCAGUCUGGUGCCCCAACGCCAAAGGAAUCUGCAAUCAAAAUAAAAAACCCAAAUCCAAAUCAAAUCAAAUCAAAUUAUAAAAUGAAUCACCUGCAAGGAUCCCUGCUGCUGGUGUUGCUCCUUCUGGGAGCUACCGCCCCGACUCCGACCCGGGCGGGGCUCUUCGAUUGCGAGGACAAGGUGCCCGGCUUGAGCGAUCUGAAUGAGAAGAUCUCGGAGAUUUCGGGCGGGAGUGGCAGUAGCGAGCACGAGGUUCGGGACUUCUUCAAGAACUUCGGUUGCCACAUCAAGGAGGGGGCCAAGAAGCUGGGCGCGAAGGCCAAGGAUCUGGGCACCGAGCUGAAGGAGGGCGCCCAAAAGCUGGGCGAGAAAGCCAAGGUCCUGGGCAGCGACAUCAAGGACCGCUUCGACGGCUUCCGCGAGAAGCUCUCCAAGGACUCCGUCGAGGAGAUGAGCAAAGACCGCGGCUUCCUCGCCAACGUCGAGGUCAUAAACCCGGACAUCCUCAAAGGCGAACAGCAAUGCGGCCACGGCCACAUCCUCGACGCCUUGGGCAACUGCAGCAAAUUGAGGAAGUAGACCCAUCUGGGUACCCAUGGACGGGACGGAACCCUUUGUACAUAUUUUUUAAGCAUUGUGAGCGACUUUUUUUUAAUUUUAUGAUUUCCUUUGUCUGUGUGUGUUUUUAU
This is a messenger RNA of Drosophila persimilis, 722 nucleotides long. RefSeq lists its product as uncharacterized. The coding region runs from base 115 to 612 and encodes 165 amino acids. NCBI's taxonomy places the organism in Eukaryota, Metazoa, Arthropoda, Insecta, Diptera, Drosophilidae. The transcript has a single exon. The record is from RefSeq and is a predicted model, not a curated record.